AUGGCGUCCACAUCUAUCCGUCCUAGCAAUGAGGAUGAUGACGGUGGCGCUGCAAAAGAGGUAUAUGCUGGCCUUAAUGUGCUGUUGCGAAUCCCUACAGAGCCUGCAAUCCGCCGCAUAUUACUAUCUGCAGAGCCUUGUUCACUACCCAAACUUGAACGGGAUAGCCACCAGGUAGCACCUUAUUACAAGGCCACAACUUGUGAUGACUCUGGAUACGGCGACAGUUCCUGCUCCUUCAGUAUCACUACUGCAUCCAUCGACAAUGGACAAAGCGACACUGUCUCCGUGAAUCCACUCAACCAAAUCGGACACGCACGUAAUAACAACCCCGGGCUGAGGGUAAGGACCAGCCACAAGUCGUGUCCAAAAUGCAAGCCUGAGAGGUGCGGCGAAUGUAAUGAGCAAUUUUCAUCGCAGGAAAGCCUACUUGAACACUUUCGAACUGUUCACAAGACUGAGUAUCUGGACAUCGUGCAUAGGUGUCUCCACAGUAGAGACGAAUUUCAAAAGCAGAGUUUUCUUGAUCAACUAUCUCGAAGACAUGAAUAUCACGCCGGUCCUGCAGACCACUUGGACAAGUACGUUGCUUCUGACGGGGCCGAAGCUGUCGUUUCGGUCCUCUCCUUACCGGACGAGUAUCUUCUUCAGGGACCGCUUGGAACACUGUGCUGUUUCCACAUGCCACUAUUGCUGCGAGGUCGACUUUGGUGGCUGUUGGAAGCCUUUUCAGCCAAACUUGGUUUUGAGGCUAUCGAUAUCCAGGAAAAGAAUGGGUCCUCCCUUGCCAAACAUUGGGAGGAUGCCUUGAGAGAUGCAUACCUGAAGGCAGCUAUGUACUCCACCAGUAACUUUGGUGGAGAAGCUAUUUCGCAACUGACGGCUAGGAUCAAAAAACGCAUUAGGGAUGCAACCGAAAAGCGAAAUGAAAGAGAUAACAGUAUGUGUGUCUCUGACAAAAUGAGGCUGUGGGAGAGUAGGGUCGAAGGUUCCAAGGACGAGAGUGCUGGUGGAAAGAUAAACCAGCAUUCAGCACCUCAUAUACAUGCGAAGACUUCACUUGCCCCCGAAUACCAGCGACUCUUGGACACCAUGGCGUAUCAGUGGCUGGCUUCUGCUGUUACCCGACAGGCUUCAUUAAACUGGGAAACGUCGAAUCCAGAAAAUAUGUUGGAUGAAGUUCGACAUGCUAUUUUGCAGAGGCUGCCGGCCACUUUGUUUGUCUAUGACAAUUCCAGAUGCGAGGUUGCAGUCACAUUUAGACUACCUUGGGAACCUAUUCAGACACGACUGGAUCAAGAACGUGCGAAGGCGAAUGUUGGAUGCCCUUUGCUACUAGAUUUGACGGUCAUAACCUGCACUUCGGGUGAUGAAAUGCAGGUAACCACGGUAGGGCAGUAUUUUCGGCAGACUUGGGCAGAUGAUGGAAGCGGAUUGCUUGAAUCGCUUCAAAAAUGGUUUGACCACAGAGAUGAGUCGAUUUUCGCAACAACCGAAAUGAGCAGCCCACGGAUCCAAUAUUCUCGGCGUGGCUCAAACCUCUUCGUUAUCAUCAACGGCCCUUCAUAUUUCAUGAUCCAAUGCGGCGAACAGCUAACCUGGUUAGGGUCAGCACUUCAGACUCCGACCCCAGACUUGAGGAUCUGCGCCCCUUGUAUCAUGGCCAUGGGCACGUUAGAUUUCUUAAUAGGGACCAAGCCUGCACCACCAGAAGAUACAAACAGUGCCUUGUCAUUGCUAGAGCAGCCUUUGCAACUGCUGCACAAGCAAUCCAUUUGCUCCCGGCCUGUUGUUGGAUUUCCCACAGCUAAUCGACCUGAGGGCGUUCGGGGCCUGGAGAUUCCGUGGAACAUUCUCUUAACGAUUGCAGAAGACCCGAACCUAGAGCCUGCUGCAGGUUCCAUCAAUAGCCACCGAUUGUUUCUGGGACCCCAGAUAACACUACAGCUGGUGCAAGUCAUAGAGGGAGUUUCCCUCUGGCAUAUUGUCAACCAUCCCCUAACGGGUUGCAAUUGUUCAGACAUUUGCCUCCAACCAAAUCAGGGCGAGAAGAGUCUACCCAUCAAAUUUGAAGAGCUCGCUGGCUUCCGCCAUAUUAUCAAUACUUGCGAUAAAGUCAGUCCCCCUGCAGCUCAGAGCUUUCGUACCUCGUCCAGCUCAGAGGUGAGAGUCCCUGAUAUUCUCACGCGACCUUGGCACCCCGAGGCUACCGCACGAAGAGGGCCGGACCAUGCCUCAGAGACAAACGCCGAACAUUCAAAUGGAGAUGACAAGUUUUCCCCUGUUGUUUUGGCUGUCGUCAAUCGUCUACUCGCAGGUGUCCGCACCCACAUGAGGCCCAACUGCACUGCCGCUGAUAGCGACAACACCAACAACGAUGCUAGCAUCUCCAGUACUUCUAGCCCAAAAGACACUCCCGCGACAAGCCUGGACACAAGCACCGGCCUCGCAUUUUCGCAGAAGAGAUCCGUCUCUCACCGCGAUAGUGAGGACCCUGACGAUGACCCGGACGAAGACGGUCUACGACGGUUGCCACACAAGACAGCCAAGAGGAUGCAGGAGAAGACGCAAAGAACUUUUGCCUGCCCAUUUUUCAAGUUCGAUCCUGUCAAGCAUAAGGCUUGUUUGUCUUUGAAAUUGAGGCAAGUCUCGAGAGUCAAGCAGCAUCUUGUCAGGAAUCAUGUGCCACAAUUCUUUUGCCCACGCUGUCUGACCACAUUUAAGACUCGGCAGACGUACAAUGAGCAUAUAAUGCAACCAUCUGGAUAUUUUUGCACUCCCAAUCCAGCAGGGAGAUUGGAUGGACUAUCACGAAUUCAGGAGCUUCAACUCUCAAAGAAGUCAAGACACCCCGCAUCUUCAGAAAGGGACAAGUGGUUCGUAACUUGGGCCAUAGUAUUCCCAGGCCACUCUCCUCCGAGCUCACCUUACGUCGAUGCGCAACUAAGUGAAGAUUUGGCGGUAUUCCAAGAGCACUGUCUACGAGCUGGACCAAACCUCGCAGCUGAGGAGGUCGUGGCCAGCGGCGUCUUAUCGGUGACGGAGCUGACGGAUGAGGCACGAGGGGACAUUCUUCGUCGAGCAAUUGCAGCCGGACUCAAUAACAUGAUAAAUGACUGGAGUCGAUCUCAGCUGUGCCCGUUAAGCCCCAAAUCAAGUCGAGUCUCGUUCUCUGUAGCGCAGGAGGAAACCAGUCCAUUGGACAUUGAGCUGACUGCGACUCCUGCUGACUCUGCCCCAGAGAACAGGGAGUUAAGUUCUGCUGAUUUUUUGGAACAGUUGUCGUCGUCGCACCAGAGUCAUCUUCGUGAUGAAUUGUCGAGAACUGAGUAUCAGACUUCCUCCAGUCAUGAAGAGGAGAGUGUGAGACAGGACAUCUCAACCGCUGUGCACAAUGCUUCAACUCAACGUGACCAGUCCCCGCAAAUUCAUAGCACGUCUAACGCACCUGAGUGCGCCUCUGACACGCCAGAAUGGGGAAAAAUCCUAAGUGCAGGAGAUUUGGGUUUUUUUGAGGCUUUUGAUACUGCAUAA
Molecule: messenger RNA, 3534 nt
Organism: Pochonia chlamydosporia 170
Lineage: Eukaryota; Fungi; Ascomycota; Sordariomycetes; Hypocreales; Clavicipitaceae
Product: C2H2-type zinc finger domain-containing protein
Exons: 6
Coding region: 1-3534 (1177 amino acids)
Source: RefSeq, a predicted model, not a curated record